GCCAAUUCAAUGCGCAGCAGCUAACUGUGCUGGCUACUUGCCCAGCAGCUCCAUAGAGGUCUAACUCUGUCGUUGUGGGCACGCAAGCUUAGUUGCUUUUGUAGGGAAGCUGGCAGCAUCGGAUCCCUCCUGCCUGCUUGUUGUCAUUGCUAUCAUACCUAUCAAUCACGCUAUGCCGGACGAACACUUGAUCAUUGUAGACUGAUCGAGGCCAGUUAAAAAGAGCUUGAGAAGGUUUCGACCUAACUCCCCGCCAAGGUCUUGAUCCACUUCGCCUGCCGUCAGAGUAUAACGCAGCAUUCCCGCCACUCAGACACCCCAGUAUCCAUCAUGAGCCUGAACGCCCUUGGUAUCGCCUCCGUCGUCUUCCUCGUCCUCUAUGCGCUGUGCUUCUUUGCGCUGUGCUUCGGCUUCGCAUCACGCCAGCUCAAGUUCAAGUCCCGAUGGUCCUUUGUGCUCUUCCAUGUUACCCUCCGCCUUGCGGCGCAGAGCGUCGGUAUCGCCUUCUCCCUGAAAGGGUUCAGCGAUAUUGGUCUUUUGAUCGCGUACCUCGUGCUUGGCGCCGAAGGCUACUUUUCCCUUGUGCUGUGCACCGCCCGCUUCCUCAUCAGCUUCCACAACCACAUCUUUGGCGACUCGUGGCUUGAACCAAAAGAGUUUAAGAAUAGCAAUGUCAUGAACCAGUUGCCUCUUGUACGGCUCGGACGACGCAUCCUGCGAAACUUCCAGAUCCGGGUUGGCGAAAACCAUAUCGCACAAGAAACCGACGCCGACCGCCAGACCACUGCCAACCCUCGUCGUAAGCGGGUCAACUUCAGUGGUUACGUCCAUUAUCUUCUUAUCGUCGCAAACGCAAUAAUCAUCUCAGGCACCAGCCAGGCGGCCGGUACAAUUGGAGAGGAUCCUGAGGAGAUCCAAUCAACACUGCAAAGGUCCAGGGCAAUGCGUGCAGCAGGACAAUCCAUCUUCCUCGCCAUCAACAUUGGGCUCAUAAUCUGUGUUGCAAUCACUAUUUCUCAAUAUAGGCGUCUCGCAGCCCAGCAGAACAAGCCUCAAGUUAAGAGCACAUGGUAUGGCCAUUCUUGCUUGUGCGCCUUACUCCUCACAUCACCUUUUCUUAUCACAAGAGGUGUGUUUGGCAUAUGCCAAUCCUUGCUCACUUCCCUCAGCUUUUUCAGCGCAUCAACAUACACCGCGGACGGCUUUGCCGAUGAAUUUGUGAUCAAAGAGACGGUGCUCGCCAUCGCCAUGGAAUGGAGCACAUGUGUGUUGCUCAUUUCGACGUGGCCACUUCAACGUGCUUACGGCUUGAAUCGGGUUUCCUCCGCCUCCCACGGUCGAGCCUCUGCAGACGCCACCGAAGGGGAUGCCCAGGCUUGACAGAGGCAUUCUGCAGCCGCGCACCCAGAGCCUGUUUUACAAGCGUAUCUAAAAAUCGUGCCUUCUAUUAAGCAUCACUUGAAGAUGAUACCUUGUCGUUCACUGUUCGUCGUGCUAGCACUGCCACCCAGAAUGCGCACCAUUAAAACGUAUUGCCACUGGGUCACAUGGUCGCACCAUCCCCGCAAGCUCUGAACCAAUUUGUG
This is a messenger RNA of Tilletiaria anomala UBC 951, 1586 nucleotides long. RefSeq lists its product as uncharacterized. Bases 331 to 1380 code for a protein of 349 amino acids. The record is from RefSeq and is a predicted model, not a curated record. Lineage: Eukaryota; Fungi; Basidiomycota; Exobasidiomycetes; Georgefischeriales; Tilletiariaceae. The transcript has 2 exons.